UAUCAACCUGUCCCACUACCCUUUUCUAAACAUUAUAUUUCUCUUGAAGUGAGGUUGCAUAAUAAAUACUAUUAGACACCUGCAACCAUCAGGCUCAUUGUUGUAACCAUUUCAUACUUCCUGACACAUCUUGACUAUAUAAUUUGUUGAGGUGGCAAGAAAAGGAAAUGAAUCAAAUUUUGUGUCGAAACUCUUCUGGUUUGACUUUAAGCUAAGGAAAGAUUUAGAUGACUGCAUAUUGUAAAAUAUUCCUGGAGGUCUUUUUGCUUGUUCUUGACUCCUCGCCAGGCCUCACUCUUCUGAAUCUUUCUUGGCGUGACCUUUUCUCAUUUUGUUGAAGUCUCCGAACUGAUAAAACUGGAAACUCCUAAUCUAUGUUAUUUGAUGGGUAUCAUUUUUAUGACAUGUUUUUAUAUUCUUUAGAUUCCUAUGAAGAUGCAUUUUCGUUGUACAGAUGUAUGUAUUAUUGCUUGGCAUCCCCAAGCACUUUGAUAUGGCAUUUAUGGAAUUGGAGCAUUGCCUUAUGACCUAUCGAGUCCUGCACUGAGUCUUUAACAUAUAGAGGUUGUAUUGUGUCAAAAGUAUGCAUGGUGGUUUACAAUGGAUUCCUUGAUCACCCAAAAAAAUAUUAGAUCCUAGUCAGUUUGAACUUUGAAUACUGUAAAGCUAAUAUAGGUAAUACACUACUGCCUUAAUCUGAAACUACUUGAAAUUUUGAUAUUGAACUCAUAACAUGACAAAAAGAGAAAUGAUACUAUGUGUUCAGGAGCAGUAACUAUCACAUAUUGAAGAUAUUUGGUUGGAUGUAGAGCAUAUGCAUUUGGUGUUAAAAGCCAUGAGGAGAAACAAGGAUAAAGGAUUUUCCGAUGUCUUAUACCUGGCCGUGAACAAUAAAAGAGACAUUGAGGAUAUCUCAGCUCUAAUGUUUUCAUGCAGAAGGGCUCAGGAAAUGUUAUCUACACUCUGCCCUCCAAUGGAACGAUUCUUGAAAGAAUUAUUCGUAAAAGCAACAUGGAUAUUGCAAGGUAAACUCGGUGGGAUAUUCUACGGGGUAUUCCAUGGAUCUCAUGGUUUUAAAUGUGGGGAUGACAUUCAACUCUGGUUCCGGGAACAGGAGAGGAGCUUUGGCCAUCCUGGCCAUUUUCUGUCUCUGUAUACGAGUCCCAAAAAGAUGUUAUCAGUUAUCAUCGCGAUGAUUAGCUAGUUAUCCCACUUUGAUAGCUAUAGUCACCAGGUGCUUUCUUUCACUGUAAGAUACAAAUGCUUAAAUGCUUUUGUUGUGCUGUCCUAAUAUCGAACUUUUAAGUCUUUUAUGAUCACCAACAAUUUACGCACUUUCUUAUUAGUUGAUCUUCCUGAUGCAUCGACAUCCUUUGGUUCAAUCUCUCUCUCGGAUAGGUUGAGGAGCGUUCUAUUCCGAUUGAAGAACUACUUGAGGCAGAAGAAGUUUCCUGCACUGGACUCCUGUAGGAAGUAUUACAUAGUAGUACUAGGGUAAUAGGGUUGAAUAUAAGAUGAGCGCUAGGCUCGGGUGCGUGAAACUUCACUCGAGAUAGCAGGGGAUGGUUGGUUCAAAUUGAGUGAUUACAAAACUUAUUUAGACUAAUUUAUAUACUAUGAAUUUGAUGUUGGACAAUUCAUUAGUUUUGCUAGUUCCGAGUGCCACUGUGUCCUAAAAUAAAUAGGUUAGGGUGAUAACAUAUAGUACUAGUACAUGUUUUAUUAAUUUCUUAAUCAGUCUCUUCCUCAACUCAAUUUAUUAAACCGGUAUUAAGCAAAAUUGAUUCA
This is a messenger RNA of Salvia hispanica, 1788 nucleotides long. NCBI's taxonomy places the organism in Eukaryota, Viridiplantae, Streptophyta, Magnoliopsida, Lamiales, Lamiaceae. The record is from RefSeq and is a predicted model, not a curated record.